Molecule: messenger RNA, 1006 nt
Organism: Megalops cyprinoides (Indo-Pacific tarpon)
Lineage: Eukaryota; Metazoa; Chordata; Actinopteri; Elopiformes; Megalopidae
Gene: cbln4
Product: cerebellin 4 precursor
Exons: 4
Coding region: 398-1006 (202 amino acids)
Molecular function (GO): protein binding
Source: RefSeq, a predicted model, not a curated record
AUAAACGAACCGAUUCUUUCGAGAAUUGUGUGGUAGUCGUUAUGUUUAUUGUCGCUUUUUAAAGAAAAUUGGAUUACUGCGUAAAUAUUCGAUUAAUAUGAUUACUGGCAUAUGGAACGACUCUGACACAGAACACCACAGGGAAUCGGAGUUAUAGAGGCUCAACGUGCAAGUCACCCAGGGAUGAAACCAGACACAUUGAAGCAGCGCAACUGCCUGACAGACUGUAACCCCUUCAGCCACUAGCUAUCGCAUUACAGUCCGGUAACUGCCCGAGUUCAACAGACGCAGUUGAGACUGUCGGAAUAGAGUGGGAAAACAGGAUAACCGCACCAGAAGCUUUAAAGGGGACCGGCAGAAGACUUGGAACUUGGUGCAGCGGGGAUCAUUCUCAAAGAUGUUGAUAAUGCGGCUCAACAAAGCAGUGCUCACGUUCCCGGUUCUUUUGAUCGGUUUGACCAUAAUCACAGAGCUUGUUGCGGCUCAGAAUGACACGGAACCCAUUGUCCUGGAGGGCAAAUGCCUUGUGGUUUGUGACUCUAAUCCGGCUUCGGAUUCGAAGGCGUCGUCUUCUCCGCUCGGGAUUUCAGUGCGCGCCGCAAACUCCAAGGUAGCUUUCUCCGCGGUUCGGAGCAACAACCACGAGCCGUCAGAAAUGAGCAAUAAAACAAGAAUCAUAUAUUUCGAUCAGGUUCUUGUUAACAUUGGCAACUAUUUCACCUUGGAGUCAGUGUUUUUGUCACCGCGCAAAGGGAUCUACAGUUUUAACUUCCACGUUAUCAAAGUGUAUCAGAGCCAGACCAUACAGGUGAACCUGAUGCUGAACGGGAAGCCUGUCAUUUCGGCGUUCGCGGGCGACAAAGACGUCACGCGCGAGGCGGCCACAAACGGUGUCCUGCUCUACCUGGACAAAGAGGACAAGGUGUACCUGAAACUGGAGAAGGGCAACCUGGUGGGAGGAUGGCAGUACUCAACGUUCUCGGGCUUUCUUGUUUUCCCGCUCUAA